Molecule: messenger RNA, 1539 nt
Organism: Penicillium salamii
Lineage: Eukaryota; Fungi; Ascomycota; Eurotiomycetes; Eurotiales; Aspergillaceae
Source: the annotation of a GenBank genome assembly
AUGAACUUGAUAAUACUUUUGGCCCUCGGCAUCGGACUCUUGAUUCUUCACUGGAUCUCCCAAUUCAUCUCCCGACGCCAACAAGCCAAAGCAUGGAAUUGUAAACCACCACGCCGGGGUUCCCCCGGCCUUCUUGGAAUACCGCACUUCCUCAGGCUCACCAAGGCUGCCCGGGAAAAUACCUGGAUUGACUAUUUGGCAGAUGAGCAUGCUCGCUACGGGACCACCUACCAGCAAGAGCUGCUAUCCCAGCAACUGAUCCUCACCAUCGAUCCAGAGAAUAUCAAAACAGUCCUCGCCACUCAAUUCAAAGACUUCUGUCUAGGAUCUCGUCGCGGCCAGUUAUACCCCUUAGUGGGAGAUGGCAUCUUCACCCUCGAUGGCGCAGGCUGGGCGCAUGCCCGUGGCUUGCUGCGUCCUCAAUUCUCCCGCGAACAAGUCACCGAUCUCUCCAUGCUGGAUGAUCAUAUCUCCCAUUUGUUCGAUCUGAUCCCGAAAGACCGCUCUGUCUUUGAUAUCCAGCGCCUGCUCUUCAUGUUUACCUUAGAUUCUGCAACGCAUUUUCUCUUCGGCGAGUCCGUGGGCUGCAUGCUUCCUCCGUCCGAGACUUCGAAUGUCCUGGAGAAGUCCGCAGUUGGCAGUGCGAAAGGUUUUGCAGAUGCUUUCGAGCUCGCGCAGGAUUAUGUGGGUAAGCGCGCUCGUUUGCAGGGCUUCUACUGGUCAAUCAACCCCAAGGAAUUCCAGGAAGCGAACAAGAAGAUCCAUGAGGUCGUUGAUCACUAUGUCCGGAUGGCCUUGGAGUCGAAACGGAACCCCGACACCGCGGAUGAGCGGUACAUCUUCCUCCGGGCGUUGGCGGCCGAGACUGACGAUCCCAAGAUGCUGCGAGACAGUAUGAUGAACAUCUUGCUGGCGGGACGAGAUACCACGUCCAGUCUCUUGAGUUCAACUUUCUUCUACCUGUCUAGACAUCAGAAUGUCUGGAAUCGACUACGCGGAGAGAUCAUCAAGGUAUUUGGAGAUGCAGAGAGUCAAACAGAAAUCACCCAUGCGAAGCUCAAGGACAUUCCCUAUUUGCGAUAUGUCUUAAACGAAGUCCUUCGUAUCCAACCGCCUGUUCCAGUGAACUUCCGCGUUGCAGCAAAAGAUACAUCCCUGCCAGUUGGGGGAGGAGAAGAUGGCCAUUCCCCAAUAUUUAUCCACAAAGGGCAGCACGUUGUUUUCAAUUUCUUUGCCAUGCAUCGCCGCCCGGAUAUGUGGGGAGAAGAUGCAAAGAUCUUCCGACCUGAACGCUGGGAGGAGAAUCACAGACACGGCUGGGGAUACCUUCCUUUCGGCGGUGGGCCGCGUAUCUGUAUCGGUCAGCAAUAUUCUCUCACCGAGGCCAGCUACACUAUGGUUCGUCUCAUGCAGCACUUUGAUACUCUCGAAAAUGCCGACCCGCAUCCUCGACAAGAGCCCAUCAAAUUGUCUAAUAUAUCGAUGUCCCAUGAUCUUGGUGUGCCGAUCCGACUGUAUUCAUCAAAGCAGGCUUUAUAA